This is a messenger RNA of Raphanus sativus (radish), 1434 nucleotides long. RefSeq lists its product as uncharacterized. NCBI's taxonomy places the organism in Eukaryota, Viridiplantae, Streptophyta, Magnoliopsida, Brassicales, Brassicaceae. The record is from RefSeq and is a predicted model, not a curated record. Bases 87 to 1055 code for a protein of 322 amino acids. The transcript has a single exon.
ACACGUGUCCAGAUCACAAUCCUUACAUAACAAAACAAACAUGUAGACUCCGACACGUGUUCGGAUCAUAGACAGUAUAAAACCCUAUGAUGACCUUUGGCUCAGUAUUCCUCAGUUCCAGUAAAAUCUUCUAUACAGAUAUAGAAAUGGACGGUAAGGGAGGGUGCUGCAUUGCAAGGUACACCGGCGGAGCUGGACCGUACGAUUAUGAUCUGUCUCAAGCUGAUCGCAUCAUGCUUCGUUUUCGUCCCAUCGCUCCUAAACCAACUAGCGACCACGGCGGCGGCGGCGGAGGAAAGCCCGUAUCCAGCAGAGAGAGCUGUGCCGGAAGCUCCGACGUAUCUUGCAGAGGAGGUAGAGGAAAGAGGAAAUGUCAGCAGACGGAGAAUGGUGGUGUCGCCAGGAGGUGCACUCGGCGGAAGAGAUCGGGAAAAACCGUGGUUAACGGCGGAGAUGCUAAGGUGACUCUCUCUCUGUUGCCGGAGAGUCCCGGUCAAAGUGCUUUUACAGAUAUGAAAAUGUCGUCUGCGGAGAAGCAGAAGCGGCAGGGUCCGUUUUGGCUGAGUUUCAGCGACGGCGACGACGGGGUGAUUACUCCGGCGUACCGGACGGUGGAGGUUACACGGAGGAUUAUGGUGGUGAUUUCGUCGUGUAUGACGGUGGAGCGUGUAACGGAUGCAUGGAAUGACGGUUACGGUAUCGGGAGGUCCGAUGAAGAAAGGAAGAUGAAUCUCGCGAGGGACACGUGUCCUGGUUUCGUAUCGGACGGUUCAGGUAGAGUGACGUGGACAAAUGAGGCGUACAGGAAGAUGGCGAUGGAUAACGUUCAAGGUGCACCGGAGAACAAGAGCGGCGAUAGUUUCCAAGUGAUCGUACGGUUGGUGAUGAGGGAGAGGCCGAUGCUAACGUACACGGCUUUUACGUGCAGGGUAAAACUACAGUUCACGUGUCAAGAUCGUGAGAGAUGCUCUGUCACGGUGCCUUGCGACGUGUGGAGAAUGGACGCUGGUGGUUUCGCUUGGAGGCUCGACGUUAAGGCCGCUCUGUGCCUUUGACCGGUAGAUAUAAUGUACUGGUACCGUACACACGACUGAAACUGUCCUGAUCGGUGCACUAUAGUCUACAUGAUUUCUUCGAAACAAAAUAUGCAUAAGUACAAUUAAGACUAGCUAGUUAUUUCGAGCAUAAUUAAUUAUGUCGUUUUUAUUCUGUCCUCUUUUCUUUUCUUUUUUUUCCUCGAGUAUAAUGUCACAUUUCACGGCAAGGUCGUCACCGUCCAAGUGCAAAAUCCAAAAGUGGUCCAUCACAAAACGUGCUCUUGAUCGCUUCAAAUGAAUGUGACACAACCAGUUUGAAACGUUAAUGUAUAAUAUGAUAUGAUUGGACCGGUAUAUAUUUUUCGAUUGGUAUAUGCUUAUGUAAAAUGCUCUGUUA